This is a messenger RNA of Fusarium tjaetaba, 1845 nucleotides long. RefSeq lists its product as uncharacterized. The transcript is spliced from 3 exons. The record is from RefSeq and is a predicted model, not a curated record. Lineage: Eukaryota; Fungi; Ascomycota; Sordariomycetes; Hypocreales; Nectriaceae. The coding region runs from base 1 to 1845 and encodes 614 amino acids.
AUGGAAGCAAGCGCUACGGCCUGGGAGUUGGACAGCGAUGAGAUCGCAUCUAUCGCCUCUGAGGACUUGCACGAACAUAGACCGAAUCGUUGGACGGGGGCUAAAUCGACAUGGCGCACUCUGACGGAAGAGGACAGGCUUCUCUGGCAAUCAAUGAAGCAGAUUCAAGAUCAGGAUCUCGCGGUGCAUUUAUACAAUGCUUUUGCGCUAAAGCGGCGAGGCCGAAAUCCAGAGACAGCACAGGAUUUAGUCGUCAAAACAGAAUCUGGUGAAGAAGGUGUUUGGGCGCCACCUAAGGCAUGGACUGCAUGGCCACUCAAACAUAAACAUGUGCCCAAGGAGCGCUUCACCAACGAACAGCACGACGAAGAUGACCAUUUCACAUUCCGUAGAAAUGAAGAGAUACUCCCCAGUACUGAGCUCGAGGAAGAAAUAUCUGCUACUAUAUUGAGAACUGCCAAGCGUCGGUUUCGCAGGAGGAAGAUCAAGAUGGCCAAACCGUCCAUCGAAGAUGAGUCCACGCCUGUCCAUAACGAGAGCGGUAACAGCACACCUGAUCCUUUGUCACGCGAGUCUUCUACCAGGCCCGACAAUGAUGAAGACAAAAAAGAGGAUGAAGACGAAAAGAUGGCUGUCGAUGAAGAAGAUGGUCGGCGUAUACGACGUAAUCCCAAAACUUAUGAACCAGUCGAGUCUACCAACGACGAGGCAUCCUAUGCCCUCUUACGCAUGAAUUAUCUCUCUGAUUCUUCAACUGAAGAGGAGUCAGAUAACCAUAGCCAGAGUGGGCAAAAGAGGUCUCGCGGUCGUCCGCGAAAAAAUCUACAUGAGGUUGACACAUCUGCCUCUACCUCACCAUCAGGAGCUGGUAAGCCCAGCAGAAGAGGUCGUCCCCGAAAAGUCCAUGUCCCUCGCGCUGGAGAAUCACAUGAAGAGAUGCUUCAGCGUGUUGCUCGUGAAUCUCAUCGAAAGAUCCCCUCGACGCUUGAAGACAGAGACGCAGCUUUUGAGGAGUGGAUCCGCAAAGGUGACGAGAUCAUUGAGCGAGAGCGAUCACGAUCUCUAUCGUUGAAGCGAGCGACUUCUCAAGGAGAAGAGACGGAGGAGGAAUUAGUACCGGGAACAAACGUUGAAAGGAAGCUCUUAAGAUGGGGACUGCGUGAUUGGAGCGAUGUGCUGGGCGCAGCUGCUAUAGCAGGCUUCUCAGGCGAUGUCAUUGCGAGAGCAACACGAAGAUGUGCUGAUUUGUUUGGCGAAGGAAUGGUAGUGAGGACGCUGAACGAAGUGCCUGCCACUAAUGAUAAAGGCACCACUUCCGUCGAGUAUCGCCCUGAGCCUAUCCAGCUAUCUUACUCGGAUGAAGAAGCCGAUGACGAAAGCGAUGAUGCCGCAGAUCUCAUACAGCGCCGUAUCGCAUCUCGCCAAGCCUCUCUCGCAUACUCAAGUCGCAGCCCAGACUCCGUUAGAAGCCCCAGCCGUCACUCAACACGCUCUCCAGGGCCAUCAUCAGCCGUCCGGUCUCCAAGCUCCCGCUCCCGCUCCAACUCUGCAGGUGGAAUGUUAUUUUGCCCAAUUCCCUCAUGCGACCGCGCAGCACAGGGUUUCGCACGCAAAGCAAACCUCCGACGCCAUAUGGAGCUUAUACACCAGGGACAGACGGAAGAGCUGGACAGUGACGAGGAGGUUGCAGGUGGUGUGCAUGUGGAUGGCUUCCUCAAGCCUAUUGUGCCAGGAAGGGGCUGGAGAGGCGAGGACACUAUUCAGAGGAAGAGGAAGAGAUUCUACGGAGAUAAUCCUGGGAUGAGCCGUGAGACGAGUUAUGACGAAGAGAAUUUGUCCUCAUGA